Molecule: messenger RNA, 1023 nt
Organism: Didymodactylos carnosus
Lineage: Eukaryota; Metazoa; Rotifera; Eurotatoria; Philodinida; Philodinidae
Source: the annotation of a GenBank genome assembly
AUGAAAUUUCAACGGCGUAUUCCGUUUACUUCUCAUUCACCAACAACGUACUAUAUUGAAAUGGAAGAAUAUACUGGCACAACACCAUCAUUACAAUCAGCAUCGAUAGCCGAUGGUUCAAUAAGUGAUUUAUCUGAAAUCGGUAGUUUAUACAAUUUUGCUGGCAUUAUUCGACAACGAUCCGAUUCAUUAACAAAUUUAUUUAAUUUAUCUGAAGAUAGUGCAUCUGUUUCAAAUUUGAGUGUUGCUUCCUAUUCACUAUCACAACAUUCAUGUGAUUAUGGUUCAACAACAGCAACAACAACAAUUCCAAGUUCAUCUGCAAAUAGUGGUGGAUUAGAUUCAAAUAAAAUUUCUCGUAAACCAUUUAGUUCAUCAUAUAAAAAUUUAUAUGAUAAACCAUCAUCAACAACUUCAUCACGUUUUAGUGAUUGUUCAUCUCGUCAUAAUAAUAAUUUUACUAGUCAUUAUCAAACAACGAAUAUUCAAUCGAAUGGUAGUACAAAUAAUUAUUUUUGUAAUACAAGUCUAUCAGGUUCAUCAUCGAGUGGAUCAAAUAUAAAUGAAUAUCGAAAAAGUUUUCCAUCAAAAACAGCUGAUUCUGUUUUAAAUACAAUUGGACUUGGAGGUAUAAAUACAACGACGAGUAGUGGUGGUGGUGAUAUUGAUGCAACAGAUAAAUGUGGACUUAUAUCAUGUGCCGAUUAUGCUGAUAAUGAAUUAGAUGAUUGUGAUGAUUUUAUUGAAAAUGGUGUAAAUAAUGUAGAUGAUUUAUCAUCGAUUAAUGAUGGUGGUGGUGCACAUUCUUAUUAUGUUGAUAGUUCAGAUGAAAAUGAACAAAUACAGAAUAUAUCAAAUGUCAGACAUAACAGUGGAACUAGUGCAAAUACUACUACAGGAAAUAAUAGUGCAACAACAUCGACAAAAUCAUUACAAAAAAAAUCAAAUGGAAAAUUACGAAAAGCCAUGAUGAACAAUGUUGUAGACAGAUUAAUUAAUUCUGGAAAAGGUGUCAAAUGUUAA